AUGAGCGCAAAUCAAAAUGACGAUCUGAACCCGUUUCAGAUUCCCGACGACGAGAAUGGCGCUUCCAAAGCGGCGGCCGAUGCCACCAACCAGGCUUUGGCUGCAUCUUCGCACUCAUCCGUACGCAACGCCACAGAUGGCGAUGCGAAUAGAGUCCCAGAAGAUGACGAUGGUCAAGGAUGGGGAAGCUCUUCCUCUCGAGCGCUGAUGGACGCUGCUACUGGUAAUCCAUCCUCCACUUCAGCUGGAGGCGCAGGCGCAGCCGGUAACACCUUUUCACCUUCUUCCAUGCUUCGAGCCACCUUCGCCUCGCCUCUCUCCGUAAUCGAGAUUGUAGAUGCGCAGAAGUCCGGCGACGGCGGUUCCUCAUUCAUCGUCUAUGUCAUCCGCAACGCUUCAACAGAAGCCAAACGUCGAUACUCUGAAUUCGAAGCAUUACGUGAAGCGCUCAUCCGUUUGCAUCCUACCAUCAUCAUCGCUCCUAUUCCUUCGAAACAUACACUGUCCGACUACGCUGCUAAACAGAGCAAAGCCAAAGAAGACGCUACCAUCAUUGCGCGUCGUAAACGCAUGCUUCAGAGCUUCCUCCGUCGAUGCGACAACCAUCCCAAGCUGCGAGGAGACGAAGUGCUGCAGAAGUUCCUCGACGGACGGUAUCACUGGAACGACAUUACCGCCAGUCCGCCAAUGGCGCAUUUGUCCAAGAACAACCUCCGUGCUCCGGUACAGAAUCCUGCCGAUCCACACGCUAGUCCAGCAUACGCGCACCUCCCGCUGCCUUCGUCGGUGUCGUCACUACGACAGCCGAAUCAGAGGUUUAUUGAUUCGGAAGCGUUUACGAAUCGUUUUGCGAACCACCUUUCGGGUAGUAUGGAGAAAGUGAAUCGGAGGUUGAUGCGGAGAUGGACGGAAGCGUCUACGGAUUAUGCUGAGUUGGGGGCAAUUUUGAAUGGCUUUUCGCUCACAGAAAGUGGCCAGUUGGCCACGGCGAUUGAAAGAACAGGACAGGCGGCGGACGCGGCGUACAUUGCAACGGGUCAAAUGCUCAGAACGUGGGAAGAGAAGUUUACGGAACCUUUGCACGAGUAUACUCAAUUUGCGGCGAUUCUGCAGAAGGUGUUGAAGUGGAGACAUUUGAAGCAUUUGCAGUAUGAAUUGGCACAGGAUGCAUUGGAGGCGAAAAAGACUCAACUUGAGGAGCUGGAGAGGGUGGAGAAUGAAGCAAAGAGAUUGGAUGAGGCUUUGGAGAGAGGUGGGGCCGGGUUGUUGAGCAAUAAUGGGAGAGUGAGCGGUGGAGGGAUUGAUGCGAACGGGAUAAGGGAUGGAGUCGGGUCUGGGUUCCGACCUUGUUCCUCCGUCUAUGGUCGGGCUAGUGAUCAGGAACCCGAUUCGACGAGCAACAGUAAAGCCACCGAGGCUAACCCCUCCUCCACUACGACAGACGCCAGCGCUCGAUCUCGAGCAACCUCGCCGCCAGCAUCACCCUCCAAACGUUCUUCUUCCCGCAGCACCGGCUACGGUCUCCUCGGCGCAAUCACUCACACAUUCCAAUCAGUCAUGGAUGUAGACCGCGAUGCAUCCCGUCGAUCCAACAUCUCCAAAUUGCGUGAAGAAAUCGCUCUCCUCCAAGAAGGUCUCGCCCUCACAUCGAACGAUUUACACUAUGCCACAACAGCGAUUCAAGCAGAUCUGGAUAGGUUUCAAAGACAAAAGGUGAGCGACUUCAGGGAGAUGAUGUUGGACUUUGCCAAGAUGCAUAAAGAGUUUGCUCAGGCGAAUUUGGAUAAUUGGAAAGAAGCGAAGAGGGAGAUGGAUAGUGUGGAAAGACCAAUGGGGAUGCCGGAGAGUAGUUUGGGGAGGAGAGAGAGGGAGGGGGUUGCUAACCCCGGUGGUUCUGGCGAGGCAGGAAGGAGGAGAAGUUGA
Messenger RNA from Ustilago hordei, 1923 nucleotides. Its product is annotated as related to SNX41 - sorting nexin, mediate distinct retrieval pathways from endosomes. Gene Ontology annotation, molecular function: phosphatidylinositol binding. The transcript has a single exon. The record is from RefSeq and is a predicted model, not a curated record. Gene Ontology annotation, biological process: retrograde transport, endosome to Golgi. Bases 1 to 1923 code for a protein of 640 amino acids. NCBI's taxonomy places the organism in Eukaryota, Fungi, Basidiomycota, Ustilaginomycetes, Ustilaginales, Ustilaginaceae.